Messenger RNA from Oryza brachyantha (malo sina), 1152 nucleotides. RefSeq names its product E3 ubiquitin-protein ligase PUB23-like. Lineage: Eukaryota; Viridiplantae; Streptophyta; Magnoliopsida; Poales; Poaceae. The transcript has 2 exons. Gene Ontology annotation, biological process: protein ubiquitination. Gene Ontology annotation, molecular function: ubiquitin protein ligase activity. The record is from RefSeq and is a predicted model, not a curated record. The coding region runs from base 1 to 1086 and encodes 361 amino acids.
AUGGACGACCCUCCUCACCUGUUCCUCUGCCCCAUCUCCAUGGAGCUCAUGGCCGAUCCGGUGACGGUGUCCACCGGCGUGACGUACGACCGCCGCAGCAUUGAGGAGUGGCUCUUCGUCUACGGCCGGACGACCUGCCCGGCCACCAUGCAGCCUCUCUCCAACUUCGACCUCACGCCCAACCACACCCUCAAGCGCGUCAUCUCGUCGUGGCUCGACCGCGGCUCCCCCUCGUCGUCGUCGCCGUCAACGUCGACGCUGUGUAGCCCGAUCCAUGAGCUUGCGGCGCCGCUGUCGCAGGCGCUGGAGCAGGAGCGGUUGCUGGCGGCUCUGGCUGAGCUUGAGGAGACGCCGUUCAAGGUGACCAAGCUCAAGUACAUGAGGGCCUGCAUGGCCGGCGACGUGGCAAUGCAGAGUGCGUUCGUCGCGUCGGGCGGCGUCAGGCGCGGCAGCGCCGAGGCGAGGCUACACGCCAUGGACAUCCUCACCAAGAUCUCCAAUUCCGGAGGCGGCGAGUGGACCGCCGGCGGCGACAUUGACGACGUGAUCAAGUCACUCCUCGAGCUCCUCUCCGACGAGGCCUCGACGAGGCUCAGCUCGCGCGCGCUCGACGUGCUCCUCGACGUCGUGGAGCGGGCGCGGGGCGCCCGCGCCAAGGCCGUGGAGGUCGGCGCCGUGCACGUCCUCGUCGAGCUCCUCGCCGAUGCCGACGACCGCCACGUCACCGAGCGGAUACUCCUUCUGCUGAAGCGCCUGUGCAAGUGCCCCGAGGGGCGCCUCGCCUUCGCGGAGCACGACCUGUCGGUGGCGGCCGUGGCGAGGACAAUGCUGCGCGUGUCGGAGCUGUCCACGCAGCUCGCCGUCAAGGUGCUGUGGCUCGUGUCCGUGGUGGCGUCGUCGGAGAAGGUCCUCGAGGACAUGAUGCUGACCGGCGCCGUGGCGAAGCUGCUGGGGCUUCUGCACGUCGAGAGCGCGCCGUCGACGAAGCAGAAGACGGUGCGGAUGGUGAGGAUCCACGGGGUGAUCUGGAGGCAGUACCCGUGCUUCCCUACCGACUUCAGGGAUUACUUGAGAUUGCUCGACUGAUUCCCCCCACCUGUUUCUGCUUGCCUUGGCCACACUGUAAGAACAAAGUGAAUGGAAAUUGUGUAU